Lodderomyces elongisporus is the source of this 783-nucleotide messenger RNA. RefSeq lists its product as uncharacterized. The coding region runs from base 1 to 783 and encodes 260 amino acids. Gene Ontology annotation, cellular component: nucleolus. The record is from RefSeq and is a predicted model, not a curated record. Gene Ontology annotation, biological process: RNA processing. Lineage: Eukaryota; Fungi; Ascomycota; Pichiomycetes; Serinales; Debaryomycetaceae. The transcript has a single exon. Gene Ontology annotation, molecular function: RNA binding.
AUGAUUCAGCAACGUAAAGUGCCUCAAGAGCCAACAAUAGCUGAAAGUUCGGAGACGGAGUCCUUCACCUCAGAAAGCAAGAAUGCUACUUCACAUACGCCACAAGUUGGCAAUAAAGAAGAUGCUAAUGUUUCCUUGGAUGAUUUAUUUGCCGAUUUGAAGAAAGAACUUGACACUAGUAAUAAUGAGUCUUUGGCUUCAGGGGCUUUGCCAGAUCAACUAGAAGUUGAUGAUUAUAGGAGCAUAGAACGAUCCUUGCGUUCUCUUCCUAAACUUCAAUCCACUUUUGACAACAACAACAACAACAACAGCAGCAAUAACAGCAAAAGCAAUGGUAAAAGUAAUGGUAAAGAUAAAUCUAAAACAUCCGCUGGCACAUUGAAGAUAUACGAUCCCAUCCCCAUUUCCAAAAAAGAAAAGAGUUCAGACGAUACAACCGAUUCUCGUUGGUUCCAUAUGGGAAGACCAGAACUUACACCACAACUUAAGCGUGAUUUGCAAAUUAUUCAACAGCGUCAGGCACUUGAUCCAAAGCGACAUUAUAAGCGUGAGAAAUGGUCCAUACCAAAACAUUUCCAAAUGGGUGAGAUCAUUGAGAGCUCUACAGGCUAUUAUAACCAAUUGAAGCGUAAAGAGAGAGGCACGAGUCUUGUUGGUGAAGUGUUGGCAGAUGAUGCGACAAAGAAGUAUUUCAAGAGAAAGUAUGGUGAGAUUCAAAAGGAAAGGGAGAGUGGUAAACGUGCUUUUUACAAAAAGGUUAAACAUAAUAGGAAACGAUUUUAA